AUGCCUGGCCAACUGCGAUCAUUGCUGGGCACCAUUAGGAAGAAGCCAACCAAAGCCAGCGAUGGCCGGUCAGCUGAAGCCUCGAGCGGUAUGAAGAAUAAUGAGAAGACGACUAUGAGCCAUGAUCUCAAGAAUCUCGGCGUUAAAAACGCCAGAUUCGCACUUGAGGCAAUCACUACACUGGCGUCUGGCGAUCCUCUGGACGAUAAGGAUCUUUUGCUAGAGCAUGGCGUCGAAAUGCUGCAGGGGCUGCCGCCCAAUAGCGGACUCAGCGAGAAGGUUUCGGACGGCUUCAUCACAAUGCUAUGGCACGAUCUUCCACACCCCACGCCCACCAUGGCUGGCCCUACGGCACGGUACCGUCGACAUGAUGGUAGUGGGAACAACCCUUGGAAUCCAGAGAUGGGCAAGGCUGGGUCGCCUUACGCGCGUAAUGUGCCGCCAUCCAAGCCAAAAGGGCCAAAUCUUCCCGACGUCGAGGACGUGUACGAAGCAUUGCUGAAGCGCGACGGUCCGUUCCGUCCACAUCCUUCAGGCUUGAACCGUCUCUUUUUCUCGUUUGCAACAAUCGUGAUCCAUGAAUGUUUCCAGACGUCCAGAGAGAACCCUUGGAUAAACGAAACCUCCAGCUACGUGGAUCUGAGCACACUAUACGGCAACACAGGGGAGCACCAAAAACGGGUCCGAACAUACAAGAACGGAUUGAUCUAUCCAGAUUCAAUCGCAUCGGAACGUAUCAUGAUGAUGCCGCCAGGCGUCGUUGCAGUGCUGUUGAUGUUCUCGAGAAAUCACAACCAUGUCGCCGAAUCGUUGUACUCGGUCAACGAAGAUGGCAAGUACAAGCCCUGGGACCAGCUAGACGAGAAGGCAAGGAAAUGGUAA
Messenger RNA from Ascochyta rabiei, 882 nucleotides. RefSeq lists its product as uncharacterized. NCBI's taxonomy places the organism in Eukaryota, Fungi, Ascomycota, Dothideomycetes, Pleosporales, Didymellaceae. Gene Ontology annotation, molecular function: peroxidase activity; heme binding. Gene Ontology annotation, biological process: response to oxidative stress. The record is from RefSeq and is a predicted model, not a curated record. The coding region runs from base 1 to 882 and encodes 293 amino acids. The transcript has 2 exons.